UACGGCCAUUUUGUAGCUAGAUACGCGACAGAUCCACGAAAAGUGAGCCAUCCGACAGAUUAUAUAAAUAAAAUCUCAAAUUGUGUAUCUGUAUCGUAAUGGAUAAAGACAUUUCUAGCGUUGGAACUCAGUACAUUAUCUGUGAAUGUGGUGAUAAUUUUCCAAAUGAAAAGUUCCUGAAUAUACACCUGGCGAACAAUCAUGGCGAAGUGGAGAGCUUUCUAUGCGAUGAAUGCCCCGAAGCCUUCACAAGCAACAACAGCCUCAGCUACCACAAAAGAAGCCAUGAGAAGACUAAACAGGCACCCGGGAGACCUGAGACGAUCAAGACUUACACUCGGAAGACUCCUCAAAAGAAGGAACCAGUUGUGAAGAAGCCUCCAGUCCUCAAGCUCAAGAACUUGAAGAGGAUUGAUUCUAUCAGUCUGAUAGAGAAUUUGAAGUCACUGGGAGGAAUCAUCAAAAUAGAGCACACUCCAAGCGCCCCAGACCCUGUACCGGAGCCCGAGCCCGAUCCGGAACCUGAAGUCCCUGUGCUUGAGGAGACGGAUGAGGGACAGGUGGUGGUGAAGAAUGAGGCCAUGGAGGAGGCCGAGGAGAUAUACUACCAGUGUGAUGUGGUAAGGAGUUUAUGGCAUUUAAUAUUUGGACCAGGACCUGAGCCUGAAACCCCUGUGCUUGAGGAGACGGAUGAGGGACAGGUGGUGGUGAAGAAUGAGGCCAUGGAGGAGGCCGAGGAGAUAUACUACCAGUGUGAUGUGUGCAACUCCAUAUUCUACACGGAAUGGGAGUUCAACAUCCACUACCAGAGCAAGCACGCAUUGAAACUCGAGCCCAGCUCCUCCGCCGAGCUAAUCUUGGAGCAGCACCUCGUCAGUGACCACGGGGUGGAGGGCAUUAAGACGGAGGCCGACACUGAAGACACGGCUUAUUACUACGAGUGUGAACUGUGCCAUAAAAUCUUCGCGAGCGAGAAGUAUUUCAACGUCCACUACCACAAGACGCACAGCGGCGGCCUGCUGCCCGUCACCGAGGAGGACGCGAUAAUAGAAGAGCAAGCCCAGGAGGAGCCUGCGCCCGCGCCGGAGACCAAGCCCAAGGCCCCCGAGCAGGUCAUCUAUUACAAAUGUGACCUGUGCAAAAUCCUGUACCCGAGCGAGAAGGCCUACAACUUGCACUUCGACAAGAAGCACGGCGGGCAAAGUUGCCAGGAUGCCCGGACCACCGGCUUCCAGCUGUUGGAGCAAGAGCUUGCUGAAAAUUGUGGGGCCACGGAGCCUUUGGAGGUGUUCUCAUGUGAAUUCUGCCCAAAAACUUAUACAAUGAAGCGCUCCAUCCAACUCCACCGCAAGCGAGUGCACGGCGCGGAGCUCCGCUCGCACGCGGAGCAGAACAGGGCCGCCAACAGGAGCAAGGUGUGCGACGUGUGCGGCCGCGCAUACAACUCUAACGCCGCGCUGCGCUACCACCAGCGCCGCCACACCGGGGAGAAACCCUACGCAUGCACCAUCUGCCCUAAGAGGUUCACCAUGCCCAUGUUCUUGCAGAUCCACACGAGAACACACACGGGGGAGAAGCCAUACGAAUGCCCGCACUGUCCCAAGGCUUUCACCAACAAGGCGGCGCUCAUCAGACACGAUCGGGUCCACACCGGCGUAAAACCCUACCAGUGCCCGGAGUGCGGUAAAUUCUUCACACAGUCCAACUCCAUGAAGCUCCACGUGAGCACGGUGCACCUGAAGCUGCCGGCGCCCUACAAGAGCCAGAGCCGCCGCCACCGCAGCGAGGCGCGCGCCCGCCAGAGGGCGCUCAAGGACCCCGGACAAGAGGGGGAGCUCGUUCUAGGGGAUUAGGCUUGAGCAGGGGGGGGGGACUGCAGUCCAGCUCCAUGAAGCUCCACGUGAGCACGGUGCACCUGAAGCUGCCGGCGCCCUACAAGAGCCAGAGCCGCCGCCACCGCAGCGAGGCGCGCGCCCGCCAGAGGGCGCUCAAGGACCCCGGAC
Messenger RNA from Cydia splendana, 2003 nucleotides. RefSeq names its product zinc finger protein 658B-like. Gene Ontology annotation, biological process: regulation of transcription by RNA polymerase II. The coding region runs from base 99 to 1853 and encodes 584 amino acids. The record is from RefSeq and is a predicted model, not a curated record. Gene Ontology annotation, molecular function: DNA-binding transcription factor activity, RNA polymerase II-specific; RNA polymerase II cis-regulatory region sequence-specific DNA binding. The transcript has 11 exons. Lineage: Eukaryota; Metazoa; Arthropoda; Insecta; Lepidoptera; Tortricidae. Gene Ontology annotation, cellular component: nucleus.